Molecule: messenger RNA, 759 nt
Organism: Clonostachys byssicola
Lineage: Eukaryota; Fungi; Ascomycota; Sordariomycetes; Hypocreales; Bionectriaceae
Source: the annotation of a GenBank genome assembly
AUGCGACUUCAAGGAAAGGUAGCCGUCAUUACUGGUGCGGCCGGGAACAUAGGUCUGGAGACAGCCAGGCAGUUCUUACGAGAAGGCGCGAGUGUGGCACUGGUAGACUUGAACGCUGAGGCGCUCGAAAGUGCUAAGACGCAGCUGGUACCUGAUAUUCCGACAACAAACGAGAGCCAUGUCCUGGUGAUUGUUACGGAUUCGACGUCCGAAGACGACACUACGAGGAUGUUUUCCGAGGUAGUAGCUAAGCUAGGUCGGCUCGACUGUGCUUUCCUCAACGCCGGUAUCAGUUACUCCUCAACGCCCAUUUUGGAUGAGACCAUGGAUCGGUUCGACAAGGUGAUGAAUGUUAAUGUACGAUCUGGUGUGAAAUACGCUGGAAUGGCAAUGAAGGAGUUGGGCAACGGUGGUAGUAUAAUCAUUACCUCUUCAAUCGCCGGUCUGCGAGGGACCCCUGGAAUGUCAAUCUACGCGACUUCUAAAUUUGCCCUGCGCGGUCUUAGUCUUACUGCUGCUGGUGAGCUGGGGCCGUUCGGAAUCAGAGUCAACACGGUCCAUCCUAGUGGCGUGAAUACCCCGAUGUUUCAUGCAACCUGGGGCCCGGAAAAGAUUGAAGAGCUAAAGAAGGCGAUGCCGCUGGGUCGUUUUGCCGAGGUUGAUGAUAUUGCCGGGGUUGUGGUAUUCCUCGCCUCCGACGAGAGCAAAUUCAUGACUGGUGGAAUGCUCAAGGUUGAUGGACGAAGCGUGAGUUUCUAG